CAGGACGUUUGAUUGGUUGGGAAGAACUGUCUUGACUAAGGUAUUGUAUCUGCAACAUUGAUUGGUGGUUUUGGUACUACAGCGCCCUCUAUUGCAAGGAAAGUAGACUAAACGUAGCAGACAUCCAGCAUUAGCAAUUAGGUCUCAAGUUUUUUUAAACCUUUUUUGCGUUUGUAAAAAGUGCAAAAUGUCAGAACACAAAGUAAGCCUGUGGAAAAGCUUCCUUUCUGGAGGGUUUGGUGGAGUUUGCCUUGUUGCAAGCGGUCAGCCGCUGGAUACUAUCAAGGUGCGACUUCAGACUAUGCCUAUACCUAAACCAGGUGAGAAACCUAUGUACACAGGAGGAUGGGAUGUGGCCAAACAAGCUGUAGCAAAAGAGGGUAUCCUAGGUCUGUACAAAGGCAUGGCAGCUCCUAUUGCAGGGGUGACCCCUAUGUUUGCCAUUUGCUUUUGGGGUUUCAACAUGGGGAAGAAGUUACAGCAGAAGCACCCCCAUGAUGAAAUGACUCCGUUACAGAACUGGAAUGCAGGCAUGCUGGCAGGCGUGUGCACAACUGUGAUAAUGACCCCAGGAGAAAGAAUCAAGUGCUUAUUGCAGAUUCAAGAAGGUUCCAAGGAGGUGUCCAAAUACAAGGGACCACUGGACUGUGCCAAGCAGCUCUACAAGGAAGGUGGCAUUAGAAGUAUAUAUAGGGGCACUGGGGCUACUUUACUUAGAGAUGUUCCUGCAUCAGGAAUGUAUUUCAUGUCAUAUGAAUGGCUGAAGAAAUCUUUGGCACCAGAGGGAAAACAGAGUGAACUGAGUGUCCCACGCAUUUUAUUUGCUGGAGGUAUGGCAGGUAUAUUCAAUUGGAUGAUAGCCAUGCCUCCCGAUGUGCUUAAGUCCAGGUUUCAAACAGCUCCAGAGGGCAUGUACAAGGGUGUAGGAGAUGUAUUAAAGCACUUGAUGAAGAAUGAAGGCCCAUUAGCUCUAUACAAAGGUGCAGCCCCAGUGUUUCUCAGGGCAUUCCCAGCUAAUGCUGCCUGUUUCUUUGGCUAUGAAGCAUGUCUGAAGUUCCUUAAUUGGAUAGCACCAGGUGCAUGAAAACUUAGGUCAUAAAGUCCUAGGAAAUUGAAAAGGUUUAAAGUAGUGUAGUUUAGUAUCAACAGACAAAAGACAAUAUUAGCCAAAGUUUUUUUCUACUUUUAUCUUACAGAAAUUGAACUUAUUGCUCAGUUGUUAAGUCCAACAAUUUUGUCAUUAGUACUGUUAUUUUAGUGCACUUUCUAGCAAUGCAUUUCUUCAAGGUUUGUAGGUGCUGGAAGAUCAGAACAGUAUUCAAAAUAUGCACAUUAACAAAUCAAUGAGAUAACAUGAAGACAAUAAUAAUUAUAAUUUGUUCGUUUUAUUUCACUUCACUUGGGUGCAAAACUAUGCCAUAUAGAAUGAAUAUCACAACCAUGUAUAAAUGAUUCAGAAUUGAUCUAAGAGAUAAUUAAUAUCUGUUUUACUAUUAUGCAUUAAAUGAAGGGAGGAAAAUUCAGUUUUACAAACUGACUAUAUGUUAUAUUGCUUACAAGUAAUUUGAAAGAUACUUUUAAAAAUUGUAAUUAAGGUUGAUGAAUGUUAUUCAAGUUUUGUUUUUACGUUGUCUGUUACGAUUUUUUUUCUGGAAACAUAAAGCGCUACAGUGACUGCAUCAAAUGACCACAUUUAAAGGUGUUAUGAAACUAUACAUUUUCACUAAAUCACAGAUAGAGAUUCACUUUGAGGGGAGCAGGGAGAAGGGAUGGGGGAUAUAUCAAGUAAAAAAAAAUGUGCAAUUUAUUAGCUAAACUGUAUUAGAAAGGUUGUAGAUUUGCACAAUUAAAAGCAAAAUGAUUAUGAGAAAAAGAGAUUUCAUAACCUUAUGUUGUGCUCAGGGUUCUGAGAAUUGCGUAUGUCAGUAUUUUUUUCCACUAUGGCCUGUUUCACAAAUAAAAGUCUUUAAUAUUUGAUCUUGGCUUAGAAUGCUAAAACCAGAUAGUGGACCACGUAAAUUUGACUGCUAUGGUAAUCUUAGAAAUUUUUAUAAUGAUGGGCAACAAUAAAUGUAGUUGACAGAGUUUAUUAUGCAGCAAAAGAAUUGGUUGGAUGACUGGGUAAAAAAAGAUUUGCAGAGCUUAAGGCUUCUUGUAAAAUUUAACUUCCUAUGAUUGAUUAUUUUGUGGGACAGGACCUGCACUCGCACCGCGAGUCUAAAUGUUCCUGUAUUGGCCACAAUACCCUAAGAUAAUAAGGAAAAUGUUUUUCAAAUAUUGCUUCAAUACAAGGGAAUGGGCUUGGUAAAAAGUUUGGUUUAAGAUGUAGUUAUUUGACAGUGACUAAAUACAUAUCAACUCGGAUCUAGCAUGAUAUAGUUAGUAUUUUCAACUAUACAGUCACAUUUGACACCUAAGAAGUUAAGAAAAUCACGUCAGUCUUGGGGAUUUUUGUAUAUGCCAUUACCUAUGUGGCCAGUUUUUAAGACAUUAAUUAAACUAACCUGUGAAAUAUUAAUUAAGUGAAAUAAAUUCCAAAUAUAUUUUUGUUUCAGGUAAGGGUCACAUGAUCUUACUUUAUGAUAAUAAAAUUUGAUGAUAUUUUA
Lingula anatina is the source of this 2606-nucleotide messenger RNA. RefSeq names its product mitochondrial carnitine/acylcarnitine carrier protein-like. Gene Ontology annotation, cellular component: mitochondrial envelope. The record is from RefSeq and is a predicted model, not a curated record. Gene Ontology annotation, biological process: carnitine transmembrane transport; mitochondrial transport. Lineage: Eukaryota; Metazoa; Brachiopoda; Lingulata; Lingulida; Lingulidae. Gene Ontology annotation, molecular function: O-acyl-L-carnitine transmembrane transporter activity.